GUAUUUGGAGAAGUCCCUUCUGUGGGCCGAGGAGAACGACAUCGUCCAUGGUGACCUGCUUGGUGGUGAUGCAAGCGCAGCGAACGAGGCGGAGGCCCUUAGCCACCUGGAGAUGCUCAUCGCAGACUUGUGCCUCUCUGCAGCUCCUGCAGCACGGCUCCGCAAGACGCAAGCAAUGCUGCGUGGAGCAAGGAGUUCAGGGCCGGUUGAGUUGACCUAG
Messenger RNA from Symbiodinium necroappetens, 220 nucleotides. Lineage: Eukaryota; Dinophyceae; Suessiales; Symbiodiniaceae. The record is from the annotation of a GenBank genome assembly.